Eimeria mitis is the source of this 1431-nucleotide messenger RNA. Its product is annotated as aminopeptidase N, putative. The transcript has 6 exons. Bases 1 to 1431 code for a protein of 476 amino acids. The record is from RefSeq and is a predicted model, not a curated record. Lineage: Eukaryota; Apicomplexa; Conoidasida; Eucoccidiorida; Eimeriidae. Gene Ontology annotation, molecular function: metallopeptidase activity; zinc ion binding.
AUGCAUCUACGCCUUUUGGGGGCCGUUGUCUCGCUGGGUGCGGGAGUGGGCCACUCGCUGCCAGGCGUGUACGGCGACGCGCCCGCUUUGCAUGCACCCCCUCCCCUAAUUUCAUCCCUUUUCUCCCCCGCUGCUGCCUCAUGGCGUCAAACGUCUCCCUCUAAGGAAUAUGAUGCUCCGGAGGCGGCCUCUUUCUGGGAUUUCGCACUGCAACAGCUGCCGCAUCUAACUGGUGCGUCCGCUGCUCCUGCUCAGAGCAGCGCGCGCGCUCUGCAGGACACCAGCAGCGCCAACCCGGAGCAGCCCCUGAAACAACUUGCCAACAAAAGAACACCAGAGUUCCACCGCAGCCUCUACGAGGCUCCGGCGUUCGAAAUCGACGCGGUAGAGUUGACUUUCAAGUUGGACGAAGACGAGACAGAGGUUAUUUCGAGGCUGAGGGUACGCCGAAGGGAAGGCACAGAGCCUCAGGAUUUGAUUCUUGACGGAGAGGAGCUACAGCUGAACUCGAUUGCCCUCAAUGACGUCCGUCUGGUUGAGGAUAAUGAAACCGGCUACUCCUUUGUCAACGGAGGGUCUCUCCGGUUGCCUAUGAACAUUUUGCCCCAGCAAGAAGGGAGAAGGUUCUUCUUAGAAAUAAGCGUGACGAUAAGUCCGAAGAAAAACCUUCAGCUUUCCGGUUUAUACUGGUCCAACGGAACUCUAGUGACACAAUGCGAGGCCGAGGGUUACCGCCGCAUUACUUAUGGUUUAGAUCGUCCCGAUGCAUUGAGUCGUUACCUAGUUCGCCUGGAGGCAGACCAGAAGAAGUACCCAGUGUUGCUCAGCAACGGAAACAAACUCGCCGAAGGUCCUGUAAGAGAUAAUCCUGAUCGUCAUUUCGCUAUUUUCGAGGAUCCUUUCCCCAAGCCGACUUACCUCUUCGCGAUUGUCGCCGGGCAGUUCGGCAGCACUGAGGGCGAAUUCCAGACAGCGAGCGGCCGGAAAGUGAGCCUGCAGCUGUACAGCCCUCCCGAAGAUGCAGGCUAUUUGGAGUUCGCGAAGGUGUUUUUGCGGCUGAGUAUGCAAUGGGACGAGGAGGCCUUCGGACGCGAAUACGACCUCGACACCCUGAACGUUGUUUGCGUCAACGACUUCAACAGCGGCGCCAUGGAGAACAAGGGUCUCCUCAUCUUCAACUGCCAUUCCCUAGAUUGGACCGAGUUGUGGCUUAAGGAAGGCCUAACAACGUUCCGCGAGCGGCUGUUCAGCACCACUUUGGCGCCUGCUGCUGUGCACCGGAUCGAAGACAUGAAGCGGCUCAUAAAUUUGCAGUUUCCAGAAGAUAGUGGGGCCCUUGCAACUCCUGUGAGGCCGGAGAGCUACCUUGCAGUCCACAACCUCUACAACCGGACCACCUACUGGAAGGGAGCAGAAGUGAUGCGCAUGUAG